AUGAGUUGGCUCCUCUUGUGGAUUCUAACUGCAGUCGGAAUUCAACAGGCCUCCUCCCGGAAUUCCACUGCCAUGCCGACGGUCACGUCGCCGACCGCGGAGCCCUUCCACCGUACUCAGUACUGCCGGUGGCCUUGCGAGUGUCCCGCCGAACCUCCCGCCUGCCCGCCGGGCGUGAGCCUCCUGACGGACGGCUGCGACUGCUGCAAGGCCUGCGCCCGGCAGGUGGGCGAGGAGUGCAACGAGGCGGACACCUGCGACCACCACAAGGGGCUGUACUGUGACUACAGCUCGGACAAGCCGAGGUACGAAAAGGGCCUGUGUGCAUACAUGGUCGGAACGGGCUGCGAGCACGACGGUGUCAUCUACCGCAACGGCCAGAGCUUUCAGCCCAGCUGCAAGUACCAGUGCGUGUGCGUCAACGGCGCCAUCGGCUGCGUGCCACUCUGCACCGAGUCCAGGCCACCGCGCGUCUGGUGUCAGAACCCGCGCCGUGUCAAAGUGCGGGGACAGUGUUGCGAGGAAUGGAUCUGCGACGAGCCCAAGAGGGGACGCAAGACGGCACCAAGGCACACCGUGGAGGCUCCCCCCGCUGAGCUGACGAGCUGGCAAAAGAACAACUGCGUGAGCCAGACCACGUCGUGGAGCCCCUGCUCGAAAACUUGCGGUCGCGGCCUUUCCCUGCGCGUCUCCAACGCCAACCAACGCUGCGAGCCCGUCAAGGAGUCGCGUCUUUGCAACCUCAGGCCUUGCGAGGUCGACAUCACCAAACACAUCAAGGUUGGCAAGAAGUGCUUGAACGUCUACCGCGAAGAGCGCGCGUCCAACAUGAGCAUAUCGGGCUGCACCAGCACCAGGCAGUACCGUCCCAAAUUCUGCGGCGCGUGCACAGAUGAGCGCUGCUGCAUCCCGUACAAGUCCAAAACGGUGGACGUGGACUUUGUGUGCCCCGACGGCUCGUCACUCUCCUGGAAAAUGAUGUGGGUGCAGGCCUGCUUCUGCAACCUCAGCUGCAAGAACCCCAACGACAUCUUUGCCGAGCUGGAGAAUUACUAUGGUUACCCAGAGGUCAUGAACUAA
Nerophis lumbriciformis (worm pipefish) is the source of this 1080-nucleotide messenger RNA. The record is from RefSeq and is a predicted model, not a curated record. Lineage: Eukaryota; Metazoa; Chordata; Actinopteri; Syngnathiformes; Syngnathidae.